AUGGCAGUUGUUCAAGGAAAACUGUUCAUAUUGGUACACGUGGACAAGCAUCGAGAUGUGAUGGGAGAGAUAUGCUCGAAAUUGGUUACUGACUAUGGAGUGCCGGUUUCGAUUUGUGAUGAUAUCCAGAAAGUGUGUCCAAAGUGUUUAUCGACCACGGAAUCGUUGAAAUCUGAAAUAGUCACAGUCUCGACAACAACAAAAUCAGCGAGCCAAAGUUCUGAUGAACACCAUGAUGAAAUAAUAGUUUCUCCAAAAGUCUUUCCGCAAACUGUUCCACAAAAGAAUCCACCAGCUCCUCCAGUCCAGCAAAAAACGGUUCCAAUUGCUCCUCGAGUUGCUCCUCUUCUUCUACUCCCGCCUUCAAAGGGACCUCCUCAACAACAAAGAAUGGCACCCAUUGUACAAAAAGUUGUGAUAGCCCCUCCUGUACCCAAAGUGACACAAAUUGCACCGAAGCUUAACCCAGUACCACCGAAACCUGUAUUAAAUCCUCCAGUUCUGAUAAAACCGGCAAAUGGAUAUCAGGCUACAGUUGCACAGAAUGGCGUUGUGAAACGGAAGGAGUCUCCAGUUCGAAGUCUGCCGGAAGUUAUUCCUGAAAAGAAAAUUCGCAUCGAGGAAACUCCGAAAAUUAAAUCAGAAGAGAUUGCAUUUGAUGAUGAUGACGAAGAUCAAGAUGUUGUUGAUACUGAAGAGGAGGCGGAGUUUAUGAAACAAAUGCUGAUGAAAGCACUCCAAUCACAACAAAAUGACGACUACAGAAGGGACAGCAGUGAUGAAGGAGCAUCGAACUCCAGUAAUCUUUAUGAUGCGGAUGACGAUGAUUUUAAAGCCGGCGCCUGGAAUCCCGACUUGCUCACCAGUUUCAUAACCUCACAGCCAGCUAUUUUCAGUGCGACUGCUCAAGAAUCUAACCGAUCUCCAUCAUCUGGUUCGAGUAGUGGCACAACGGGAAAGCGACAAGUUCCUCCAAUGCUGACGGUGAAUGGAAAAACGAGGCGAGGAAGAAUUGUUUACACUACGCAUGAGCUGAAUAUACUUGAGAAGUAUUAUGAAGAAGAUCCGAAUGCUUGUGCUGAUCCGAAGAAAAGGGAAACAAUGUGCAAAAUGCUAUCAAUUGAUUAUCACAGACUAAAAGUAUGGUUCCAAAACCGACGGCGGAAGGAUAAAGUCAAGUCUCAAGAAGAUGUAACAAUCAGCUUCAAUGGCUAUUCUCCAUAA
Molecule: messenger RNA, 1224 nt
Organism: Caenorhabditis remanei
Lineage: Eukaryota; Metazoa; Nematoda; Chromadorea; Rhabditida; Rhabditidae
Exons: 7
Coding region: 1-1224 (407 amino acids)
Biological process (GO): cell differentiation; regulation of transcription by RNA polymerase II
Molecular function (GO): RNA polymerase II cis-regulatory region sequence-specific DNA binding
Source: RefSeq, a predicted model, not a curated record